AUGCUGCUCCCAUGCAUAAACCCACCACUGGGCGGCGGCGUGGGUGAAGGAGGAGGUGAUGAACCAGGCCCGCCGGCUGGAGGAGGAGAUGUUGCAGGCGGCGAAGCUGUAGACGGGCCGGGUGAUCCCUCCGACGGAGGAGGCGCAGGUGGUGAGAUAACAGUUGGUGAGCUAGCCGGGCUUGGGCUCAUUGAAGGAGUGGCCGCUGGUGGAGGUGACGAUACCGGCGAGGUAGUCGGGGAUGGCGAAAUUGAGGUAGUCGGGGAUGGCGAAAUUGAGGUAGUCGGGGAUGGCGAAAUUGAGGUCGGUGGGGUUGCUGGCGUGGCCACGCUUGGUGGUGGGGUUGCCAUAGUUGUUGGGGGAGUGGCGGUGGGGGGCGUUGCGGUGGAGGGGGGAGACGCUGGAGAGGUGGAGGGGGACUGA
Messenger RNA from Vitis vinifera (wine grape), 423 nucleotides. Its product is annotated as glycine-rich cell wall structural protein 1-like. The transcript has a single exon. NCBI's taxonomy places the organism in Eukaryota, Viridiplantae, Streptophyta, Magnoliopsida, Vitales, Vitaceae. Bases 1 to 423 code for a protein of 140 amino acids. The record is from RefSeq and is a predicted model, not a curated record.